This is a messenger RNA of Aspergillus heteromorphus CBS 117.55, 2229 nucleotides long. RefSeq lists its product as uncharacterized. The transcript has a single exon. The record is from RefSeq and is a predicted model, not a curated record. The coding region runs from base 1 to 2229 and encodes 742 amino acids. Lineage: Eukaryota; Fungi; Ascomycota; Eurotiomycetes; Eurotiales; Aspergillaceae.
AUGCCAGACGGAAACAGGACGACGAAGCGCUGGCUACCCGGGAAAUAUGAGGACGGCGAAGAGUCUACAGAUAGCGACGAGACAGGGAGUGAUCAUAUAUCCCCACUUGAUCCGAAUGAAGGUCAUAACUUCAGCCACUGGAUGGCGAUGCUCCAGGAUGAUCUGAGGGAUGACGGGCAUACAGACAGCAACAGGACGACGGUAUACAAAAACCACCAGAAUGAGCGGGAGAGUGACCAGCACACAGACAGCAACAAGCCGCUACCCCGCCAGGCUCUGGAGCAUGGCCGGGGUACACGAAGCAACAGGAUGUCAGCAAACCGGCUAUCCCAGCAAGACCUGACGAGUGAAUUGCGUUUAUUUCGACGAAGAAGUAAUCCUAGGACGUCACUCGGAGUAACAUCAUACUGGUUUCAAGAUGAGUUGGAUGACAAGACUAGGGAGCUGACAGAAGCACAACGGAAAGUCAUUGACCUGGACGCAGAGAAUCGCAAGGUAGCAAGGCAAUUGGAGCAACUCACCGAGACCCUUAUUGAGCGAGCCCAUGAGUUGGAGAUCAGGGACAAUGAAUUAAGGGAUACCCGGAACGCACUCAACCUAGAAAAAGCACAAAAUGAGCUGAAAGAGACAACCCUGCGCCACGCGGAGAGUACCAAUGCCGAGAUUCAGGCAGAGAGCCGUAGGGCGCUCAGCCGAGCUCAUGAGCAAUCCAAGGAGUACAAAGCAGGAUUAUCUCAUCAGGCGAUGGAGAUUAGGGGUCUCAAGGAGGAAUUAGUGACUGCCAGCCGCGAGGUUCACGAGGCCAAACGUCAACUAAGCAAAAGCGACAAGCUUAGCAGUGAUCUUGACGCCUUGGUGAAAAAGCUUCAGGACGAGAACGAAUUGCUAAAAGCGCGGUACGCCGAGAUGUCAGCCGAGCCGGAUGAAACAUCAUGGCUUGCACAGCAUCCCAAGAACCUUCAAUCCUCCAGCAGUCCUCCCGUUCCCAUUCCCAGGCGAGGCCAAACGUCACAGAUUUUGUCGCCAAGCUCAGCUCAGCAGACCGAAUUGGAGAACCAUGAUAGCGAUGCAAGAAGCCAGCGAACAGACUCAACGUCAUCUUCCGACUUUCCAGCGGCCGCGUUUCGAAAAUCACAUUCGAGUUCGGGGUCAGCUUCCAGGAUACAUGAAGCGUUACCGCUAGAACUGUUAAUUCAGCAGGACUCUGGAAUGCCAGUGGCAGAACCAGAGAUUCUCCACGAUGUUUCCCCCAUAUAUGAACGCCCCCCCAUCGAGCCACUGGAUGAUUCGGCUAAGCGAUCUGCUGCUGGAAGCCUGUCCUCCCUGAUAGAAGGGAUAUCGAGUAUAAUUCGGAAGCGGCCUUUGUCUGCCCCGGAAUAUCGGCCAGAAGUGGAGUGUAUGGAGGUAGACACAGCGACAAAUCAUGUCAAGAAGAUGCGCUUCAACGAGUCGAAACGAUUUUCAGAGCAGCCCGAGGAUUCUGCACUCAAGAUGUCGCCGACCUUGCAAUCCUUUCCAGAUUUGGAGAAGAGAAAGUCCAUUCGUGGAGCACUGCAGAGUUGGAUGUGUGGACCGAUUUCACGAAGGUCAGAUGUCAUCUAUCACUCUGGACCGGAAGCCGGAAGCCCCACUCAAGCCAAUUCUCGGGUCCGCAGAUACCAAAAAGCUCCUGUUAAAUCACUGAGCGCUCGCCAAAGGGAAGGGCUAAAGGCCAACUUACCUUUCAUCAAAGUGGAACAGCCGCCCAAGAAAGCAAGAAAACUAUUCCAACAUGACCAGCGCUACACAAAGCCAGUGUACCUCCCGGAUGAAUAUGAGUCGCAUCGCCUGAGCGUAGGGAAAUUUCGGACAACACCAAAGGCUUGGACCAACUUAUCUAUCCCGAAUACCCAUGAAGAAUACGGGGAAGAUCCUUACCAUAACGACUGGGAUCCUCCAAGCCCGACUGAAAGCGUUCAAUUGGCGGAGGCUGUGAGCAAGACACCUGUGCCCUCCCGGUGGAUUGUGGCGGCAGGGUUCCUGAUAGCCCUGGUGGCUAUUUCCGUGAUCUUCUAUCAGUCUGCUGGGUGCACCAAACAAUGUCACCGGAUGUGGGUGCAGUCCAAUGCGGUGCCCGAUGAGAUCUUGGGUAUGCUGCGAAGUAGACCAUCGUCGGAUGCUCGAGUAUUGCGGGUGAUGGACUAUAAUAUUGCUCGAUAUGUGGGGUCCCCAUCGGGUUUGAUAGGAUGA